AUGGCGACUACCGGUCGAUUCUUAUGUCUAUUCCUCGCGAUUGUUGUCGGUUGUGUGCACGGAUUGACUCCGGCACAAUGGCGUGCCCAGUCCAUCUACCAAGUCAUGACGGAUCGCUUUUCGAGGACGGAUGGAUCGACGACGGCGAGUUGUGAUCUGAGCGACUACUGUGGUGGGACUUGGCAAGGCUUGAUCAAUCGCCUGGGUUAUAUCCAGCAGAUGGGGUUCACGGCGGUAUGUUACAUUCCUUGAUCCAUUGCUUGGCAAUCGAAAUACUAAUGUGCCUUCAAGGUGUGGAUAUCACCUGUCGUCAAGAACCCUAUUGGAUCGACAGCCGAUGGCAAUUCUUACCACGGCUACUGGGCACAGGAUGCCUACUCCGUCAAUCCUCAAUUCGGAACUGCUGCGGAUCUGAAGUCUUUGUCUUCCGCGCUGCAUAACAGAGGCAUGGUAUGGAAACAAUGCUAUUGUUGGAAUGUGGCUCCACAGACUGACCAGUUGGUAGUAUCUGAUGGUCGACGUCGUUCCUAAUCACAUGGCAUCUAUCAGCACCAGAGCCAACGUCAACUAUGCCGCCCUCAACCCCUUCAACGAACAGUCGUACUUCCACACGCCAUGCGACAUUGACUACAGCAAUGAUACCAGCAUCAAGGAUUGCUGGAUAGGCGAUAAUGUCGUUGCCCUACCCGAUCUUCGCACCGAGGACAGUGAUGUCCAGAACAUGUGGGGUACUUGGAUCUCCGAACUUGUGUCCAACUACUCCAGUACGUCCACCAAAUGCCCCAUUCAUUACUCUCAUAUCCAUGCUAACCUAUCCCUUCCAGUCGACGGCCUACGCAUCGAUACCGCCUACCAAAUCGACACGGCUUUCUGGUCUGGCUUCCAAGCCGCCGCCGGCGGAAUCCACACCAUCGGCGAAGUCUGGGUCAGCGACCCAAACGUCAUGUGUCCCUACCAGAACUACCUCCACGGCACCCUCAACUACCCAGCCUACUACUGGAUCACGCAAGCCUUCCAGAACACCUCCGGCAGCAUCUCCAACCUCGUCAACGGCAUCAACCAGAUGAAAUCCACCUGCAACGACGUCACCCUCCUCGGAUCCUUUCUCGAAAACCACGACAACCCGCGAUUCCCCAGCCUGACGUCCGACCAGACGCUGAUCAAAAACGCCAUCACCUUCCCGCUCCUAGCGGAUGGCAUUCCGAUCCUCUACCAGGGCCAGGAGCAGCAGUUCAACGGCGCCAGCACCCCGGCGAACCGCGAACAGCUCUGGAAAUCCUACUACAACCAAGCCUCCCCUCUCUAUCUGCACAUCCGCGCCGUCAACGCCAUCCGCGCUCGCGCCAUCCAGCAGGACUCUACCUACCUCACCUACAACGCCUGGCCCAUCUAUUCCGAUUCCCAAACCAUCGCCAUGCGCAAAGGUAACGCCGGCAAGCAGAUUGUCAGCGUGUACACCAACAACGGACAAAACGGCGCUUCGCGGCGCAUCACCCUCGGGGCUACGAAUAGCGGGUUCACGGCCGGACAGGAAGUCACCGAAGUCUUGACUUGUACGCUGUACACGGCGGAUUCGAGGGGCAAUUUGGGGGUUGAGAUUUCUAGGGGUGCGCCGCUUAUUUUAUACCCGACGGCGAGUUUGAGUGGUGGUGGGAUUUGUGGGUUGUGA
Molecule: messenger RNA, 1669 nt
Organism: Lecanosticta acicola
Lineage: Eukaryota; Fungi; Ascomycota; Dothideomycetes; Mycosphaerellales; Mycosphaerellaceae
Source: the annotation of a GenBank genome assembly